GGGAUGGACUUGAAGCAGACCAGGACCAGGUCACGACCUCCGAGCAAUCCCGCCCGUGGCAGAGGGAUGGAUACAGGAGGAGAGCCAGAUGUGAGGAGGCCGGCAGGCCCAGGCAAGAUGGAUGGAUGGAUGGACGGAUCGUAGUCAAACUAGCCAGUUGUCACCGUGGGGGCAGCGAGAGAGGUCAAACAAGCCGGGGGUCAGGACAGGAUGAAGGCAGCGUAGUCAGGGCAAUCCGGGUCAAAAACAGGAGAAGGCAGCGUAG
Staurois parvus is the source of this 265-nucleotide messenger RNA. The record is from the annotation of a GenBank genome assembly. NCBI's taxonomy places the organism in Eukaryota, Metazoa, Chordata, Amphibia, Anura, Ranidae.